AUGCUUUCUCAUUCAUAUAUCUUCGCCCUGCUCUCUGGCAGUGCAUGUGCUCAUAUCUACCGAGUCUUGGAUAGUAGCUUCGCUGACCCCAGCGUCGUUUAUACCGGUAGCGAUUACUAUGCCUUUGGGACUACGGGCAACCAUGUCCAUGCGCAAACGGCCUACUCUCCGGAUUUUGUAAACUGGACACUCCUCGACGGACAUGAUGCUCUGCCCGGACCCUAUCCCACGUGGGUAUCUAAAUCUUCUGUUUCGCUGUGGGCUCCUGAUGUUAUCAAAGUGUCGAACAAUAGCUACAUAAUGUACUACUCCGCCAGGGAAGCUACCACCGGCAAACACUGCGUUGGCGCAGCCACGUCCUCCAAAGCGCAAGGCCCGUAUAACGCCACCGUAACCAACUCCUCUCUCGCCUGUCCCCUUUCCCAGGGCGGCGCCAUCGACCCUGACGGAUUCAUUGAUACCGACGGCACCAUAUACGUAACCUACAAAAUCGACGGGAACAGUCUCGACGGCGACGGCACGACACACUCAACACCCAUCAUGCUCCAAAAAAUGCACUCCGACGGCAUAACCCCCGACGGCGACCCAAUCCAGCUCCUCGACCGAUCCGACCUCGACGGACCGCUGAUCGAAGCCCCGAGUAUAAUGCUCAAGGACGGGAUUUAUUACUUGAGUUUCUCGUCGAAUUGGUAUAACACUGAGAAAUACGACACGUCGUAUGGCUAUGCCACGUCGAUUACUGGCCCCUGGAAGAAGCAGUAUGCACCGUAUGCGCCAUUGCUGAAGACGGGGACAGGAUCGAAGAAUGCUGGGAAACUGAGUGCUCCUGGAGGAACUGAUUUCUCGGUUGACGGUACUAAGAUAGUGUUUCAUGCUAAUCUGAACGGGAAGGAUAUCACUAAAGGGCGAGCAAUGUUUGUUGCCAAUAUUACUUCCAGUGAUAACGUGAUCUCUUUAGCAUGA
This is a messenger RNA of Talaromyces proteolyticus, 963 nucleotides long. Its product is annotated as putative endo xylanase. Gene Ontology annotation, biological process: carbohydrate metabolic process. The record is from RefSeq and is a predicted model, not a curated record. Bases 1 to 963 code for a protein of 320 amino acids. Lineage: Eukaryota; Fungi; Ascomycota; Eurotiomycetes; Eurotiales; Trichocomaceae. The transcript is spliced from 2 exons. Gene Ontology annotation, molecular function: hydrolase activity, hydrolyzing O-glycosyl compounds.